GUGAGUUUGACCAAUCAGAGCUGAACUGACCAUUGCUUCCGGCCCGCCCUCUCGCCUGAGGCCGGGGGAGGACCCGGCGGUAGCUAUAGCCUAGGAGUUGAGGAGCAGCCGCUAGGAACCCGCCCCGCCGGGCGUGGGCCCAGCGCUGCAACCAUGCCCGCCUCUGUGCUGUGGGCGGUGGACCUCUUCGGGAGAGUGUACACCUUGUCCACGGCUGGCCAGUACUGGGAGCUUUGCAAGGAUGUCCAGAUGGAGUUCAAGCGGGUCAGUGCAGCCACCCAGUGCUGCUGGGGCAUCGCCUGUGACAACCAGGUCUACUUGUACGUGUGUUCCAGUGAUGUACCCAUCCGCCACCGAGAGGAGGCCUAUGAGAAUCAGCGUUGGAACCCCAUGGGAGGCUUCUGUGAGAAGCUCCUGCCGAGUGACCGCUGGUCGUGGAGUGACGUGAGUGGGCUCCAGCAUCGGCCGCUGGAUGGGGUAGAACUGCCCUCGCCACACUGGGAGUGGGAGUCGGACUGGUACGUGGAUGAGAACUUCGGAGGGGAGCCCACCGAGAAAGGGGGGUGGACAUACGCUAUGGACUUCCCUGCCACCUACACUAAAGACAAGAAAUGGAAUUCAUGCGUGCGGAGGCGAAAGUGGAUCCGGUAUAGGAGAUACAAAUCCCGGGACACCUGGGCCAAGAUCCCCUCAAAGGAUGACCCCAAGGAACUCCCCGACCCCUUCAAUGACCUGUCUGUGGGAGGGUGGGAGAUCACAGAGGAACCUGUGGGCCGCCUGUCUGUGUGGGCCGUGUCCCUGCAGGGAAAGGUGUGGUACCGAGAGGAUGUCAGCCACCCCAACCCAGAAGGCUCCUCCUGGUCUCUUGUAGACACCCCAGGGGAGGUGGUCCAGAUCAGCUGUGGGCCCCACGACCUUAUAUGGGCCACUCUCUGGGAAGGGCAGGCCCUGGUCAGAGAAGGAAUCUGCAGGAACAACCCAAAAGGAAGUUCCUGGUCCAUAGUGGAGCCUCCUGGGACUGAAAACGGUAUCAUGCACGUCUCCGCGGGAGUCAGUGUGGUCUGGGCCAUCACGAAGGACCGCAAAGUGUGGUUCCGGAGGGGCGUCAACUCUCACAACCCCUGUGGUACCAGCUGGAUCGAGAUGGUUGGAGAGAUGACAAUGGUGAACGUGGGGUUGAAUGACCAGGUCUGGGGGAUCAGCUGUGAGGACCGAGCUGUGUACUUCCGACAGGGCGUCACCCCCAGUGAGCUCAGCGGGAAGACAUGGAAGGCCAUCAUUGUGGGCCGAGAAAGCGACCGGUCACAUUCUGGCAGCUCAUCCAGUCUCCUCAGUGCCGGCUGCUUCUUCGGGGAUGAGGUGAGGGGCAGUGGUUCAGAAUCUGCACCCAGCGAUACCGAUGCCUCCUCGGAAGUCGAGAGACAGGGCCCCGAACAACCUUUCCCCAAAGAAUCUUUGGACAAUUCCAGGAACCUUAAAGGGAGCUUGUCCAAGGGCCCCGAGGCCAGCAGGAACCCUGAGCCGAGCAUGGAGAACGCCUGCCCGGCUGAAAGCGAAGGGAAGGCCCCUGAGGCUUCUAGGGCCGAUGAAUGCCAUGGCCCAGCCUGCACACCAGCCGAGCUGCCCUGGACCAACAUUGACCUCAAGGAGCCCAAGAGGGUGUCUAACCAGCCAGCUGCAGGCUUUCCUGAGACGACGGGCCUCUCCUCCCUGGGGCCCUUCCCACUGGGCAUGGAGGAGCCCUAUGGAGCAGAUGACCAUCCCCUGUGGGCCUGGGUGUCUGGAGGUGGAUGCGCAGUGGAGGCAGGCUCAGUGCUCAAGUGGUUCACUGUCCAGUCAGGCCUGUCCCCCUCAGUGCAGACGCUGUCCCUGUCCAUCACACCCGCCCAGACCGCUGCCUGGAGGAAGCAGAUCUUCCAGCAGCUCACGGAGAGGACCAAGAGGGAGCUGGAGAGCUUCAGACACUAUGAGCAGGCCGUGGAGCAGUCGGUGUGGGUGAAGACCGGGUCCCUGCAGUGGUGGUGUGACUGGAAGCCCCACAAAUGGUUGGACGUCCGUGUGGCCCUGGAGCAGUUCACAGGGCACGACGGGGCUCGAGACAGCAUUCUCUUCAUCUAUUACAUGGUCCACGAGGAAAAGAAGUACCUGCACGUGUUCCUGAAUGAGGUGACCGUGCUGGUCCCUGUGCUCAAUGAAGCCAAGCACUCCUUCGCCCUCUACACCCCCGAGAGAACGCGGCAGAGGUGGCCUGUGCGCCUGGCUGCUGCCACAGAGCAAGACAUGAACGACUGGCUCGCCCUGCUCAGCCUGUCCUGCUGUGAGAGCCGGAAGGUCCACGGACGCCCGUCCCCACAGGCCAUCUGGUCUGUCACCUGCAAGGGUGACAUCUUUGUGAGCGAACCCAGCCCAGACCUGGAAGCCCGUGAGCACCUGCUACCCUGUGACCAGAUGUUCUGGCGGCAGAUGGGAGGCCACCUGCGGAUUAUAGAGGCCAACAGCCGAGGUGUAGUGUGGGGCAUUGGCUAUGACCACACAGCGUGGGUAUACACAGGCGGCUAUGGCGGAGGUUGCUUCCAAGGCCUGGCCAGCAGCACCAGCAACAUUUACCCGCAGUCAGACGUGAAGAGUGUCUACAUCUAUGAGAACCAGCGUUGGAACCCUGUCACGGGCUAUACCAGCAGGGGUCUGCCCACCGACCGGUAUAUGUGGAGUGACGCCACGGGGCUGCAGGAGUGCACCAAGGCUAGCACGAAGCCGCCGUCCCUGCAGUGGACUUGGGUCUCUGACUGGUAUGUGGACUUCAGUGUCCCUGGUGGCACCGAUCAGGAAGGAUGGCAGUAUGCCAGCGACUUCCCUGCCUCUUACCAUGGCUACAAAACCAUGAAGGAUUUUGUCAGGAGAAGGUGCUGGGCCAGAAAAUGCAAGCUGGUGACCAGUGGGCCGUGGCUGGAGGUGGCCCCUAUUGCCCUGGGCGAUGUGUCCAUCAUCCCAGAGAGUGCGCGUGCGGAUGGGCGAGGACACAACAUUGCACUGUGGGCUGUCAGUGACAAGGGGGAUGUCCUGUGCCGCCUGGGCGUAUCCGAACUUAACCCCGCGGGUUCCUCCUGGCUACAUGUUGGCACUGACCAGCCCUUCGCCUCUGUCUCCAUCGGGGCCUGCUAUCAGGUGUGGGCCGUGGCUAGGGAUGGCUCUGCAUUCUACCGGGGCUCUGUGUCUCCCUCUCAGCCAGCUGGUGACUGCUGGUACCACAUCCCCUCUCCUCCCAAACAGAAGCUGACACAGGUGUCCGUGGGCCAGACAUCAGUGUAUGCCUUGGAUGAAAACGGGAACCUGUGGUACCGAGCAGGGAUCACCCCCAGCUAUCCGCAAGGCUCCAGUUGGGAACACGUGUCUAACAAUGUACGCAAAGUGUCUGUGGGGCCGCUGGACCAGGUCUGGGUGAUUGCCAACAAAGUCCAGGGGAGCCAUGGCCUGAGCAGGGGGACAGUGUGCCGUCGCAUGGGAGUCCAGCCUCGGGAACCCAAGGGGCAGGGCUGGGACUAUGGCAUUGGAGGAGGCUGGGACCACAUCUCGGUCCGGGCCAAUGCCACCAUGGUACCCAGGAACGUGUCCAGGGAACAGGAGGCCCAUGGGCAAGGUCCCGUUUACUGCUGAGGCCUCUCCUCACCCGGAGGCAAGGAUGGUUGGAGCCUGAAGGACAAGAACCGAGCCUUUCUUGUGUCGUAUGAGAGGGCAUCACCCAGGCCCACACACGUUCAGGGAGUCAGGCCCAAGUCGGCUAUUUCUGAAGCACUGACAGAACGCCCGGAGAUGUGAAACCGCGAGCACGCCCACGCGUGUUGCAGUCUGUGAAGGAUGCUGUGGGGGAGGAGUCGAGACGACUACUGCCUGCGCCCUCCGCCCUGCGCCCUGUGCCCUCCGCCCUGCGCCCUGCGCCCUCAGCCCUGCGCCCUCAGCCCUGGUCCCUCCGUGCUAGGCCUCCCAGCUUUCUAGGCCAGAAGCACGGAGCCCUCCAGAAAUUCUGGCCCUAGAGAGGCAGAUCUGAGGAGGGGCCUUCCUCAUCACCCCCAAGUCACCCCCAGGAGAAACAGCCGUGAGGCUCAGGUCUAUAAACUUCAGUCUGCGGUCAUCCCUUAGCAGAUUUUCCAAAUGGGGUUUUUGCUUCAAAAAUUAAGCAAAGGAGUUGGGCUUAGUGGCUGAUGCCUAAAUGCCUGGACUCAGGAGACUCAGGCAGGAAGAUUGUGAGUUUGAGACUGCCCAGGACUACAUAGCAAGACUGUCACAAGUAAACAAACAUCCAGAUAAGUAAAGCAGGCGUGGUGGCGCAUGCCUGUAAUCCCAGGACUCAAAAGGCCAGGAGCCUGGGCUACAUGAGACCCUGCCUCAGGAACCAGGUGGGUCCUGUCCUGGUUUGGGAUCCCUCCUGGGGUGCACUGUAAGGUAGUUUCCAUGUAGAGAAUCACCACCAUGAACCCCGGUUUAGCCCCUUUCAGAUGUGGGGGCAGGGCGGCCAGGCCUGGGUGAAGGCCUGUGCUUUGUGGAGGGGUGUGGCCGGAGCCUCAGCCUGUCCUGUGACCCAGGGCCGGGCAGAAGGCCCCUGCUGACCUGAGACAGGAGUUCCAGACUGCCCAGCAUGGCCUACCGCUGGCCCCGGCACGAGUGUGUGCUGGCAGGUGGUGUCUCGUGUUUCAGACGCUGCCCAGGAGGUGCCAGAGCCCCAUCUCUGUUCAUUUUGAGCCAGGACAGGCUGACCCCUAACCGGUUUACCCUGGAAUCCUCCGUGUGAUGUCAUGGUCAGGAAGGGUCACAUCCUACAUGAGGGGUGUCCCCAGAAGCUAAGAGGAAACUACACCAGGGCCCCAUCCCAAGGACACCUGAGGAAUCCCAUGUCCUCAGCACUUCCAGAGGUGGGAGCAGACACACCACUGUGCAGAGAGGUGUUCGAGGGGUCACUUCCCGUCUGCAUGCCAGAGUCAGGGUUCCCGUGUGUUCCUCAGCAGCUGUGACCUGCCACUCUGCCCGCUAGCCAGGGUGACACAUCCUUCGCUGCUCAGCACCAGCUGUUCCCCCCUCAGUGACACCAAAUCGUCUCAGCUCCUCAGAUGUUCUAUUUAAUAAAAAUUUAUACAACGGCA
Chionomys nivalis (European snow vole) is the source of this 5135-nucleotide messenger RNA. RefSeq names its product tectonin beta-propeller repeat containing 1 (gene Tecpr1). NCBI's taxonomy places the organism in Eukaryota, Metazoa, Chordata, Mammalia, Rodentia, Cricetidae. Bases 154 to 3654 code for a protein of 1166 amino acids. The record is from RefSeq and is a predicted model, not a curated record. Gene Ontology annotation, cellular component: membrane. The transcript is spliced from 25 exons.